CUCCUCCCCGGGGUCUGAUGGCAGGAUGGCGGAGGCAGGGGGACCGGAGUCUGCCGCGGCCCGGUGCCCGGACGAGUCGUCGGACAGCGAGCCGGAGCAGGAGCCCGGAACCCCACAGAAACUCAUCCGAAAAGUGUCCACUUCCGGCCAGAUCCGCAGCAAGACAGUGUUGAAGGAGGGCACUCUGAUGAAACAGACCAAUUCGUUCCAGCGGUGGAAGAGACGAUACUUCAAACUCAGAGGGCGGACUCUGUACUACGCUCAGACCGCCAAGUCGAUCAUCUUUGACGAGGUGGACCUGACGGACGCCAGCGUGGCCGAGUCCAGCACCAAGAACGUCAACAACAGCUUCACCGUGAUCACGCCCUGCAGACGCCUCAUCCUGUGCGCUGACAACAGGAAGGAGAUGGAGGAGUGGAUGGCGGCGCUGCGCAGCGUCCAGAACAGACAGAACUAUGAGUCCACCCAGUAUAGCAUGGACCACUUCAGUGGGAUGCACAACUGGUACGCCUGCUCCCAUGCCAGGCCCACGUACUGUAACGUCUGUAGGGAGGCACUGUCAGGGGUAACAUCACACGGCCUGUCCUGUGAAGUCUGUAAGUUUAAGGCUCAUAAGCGUUGUGCUGUUCGAGCCACCAACAACUGUAAAUGGACGACACUGGCUUCUAUUGGGAGGGAUAUCAUUGAGGACGAGGACGGGGUGUCCAUGCCUCAUCAGUGGUUGGAGGGGAACCUGCCAGUGUCGGCCAAAUGUAACGUCUGUGAUAAGACUUGUGGCAGCGUCCUCCGCCUGCAGGACUGGAGAUGUCUCUGGUGUAAGGCCAUGGUGCACUCAGGUUGUAAGGAGCAGCUGUCCUCUAAGUGUCCACUGGGACAGUGUAAAGUGUCCGUCAUCCCUCCAACUGCGCUCAACAGCAUUGACUCUGACGGGUUCUGGAAGGCGUCCUGUCCUCCGUCCUGCACCAGUCCUUUGCUGGUGUUUGUUAACUCCAAGAGUGGAGACAAUCAGGGCGUCAAAUUCCUGAGACGCUUCAAACAGCUGCUGAACCCGGCACAGGUGUUUGACCUGAUGAACGGCGGCCCUCACCUGGGUCUGCGUUUGUUCCAGAAGUUUGAUACGUUCAGGAUCCUGGUGUGUGGAGGAGAUGGCAGCGUCGGCUGGGUCCUAUCUGAGAUUGACGCGCUCAUGCUGCACAAACAGUGUCAGCUGGGAGUUCUUCCUCUGGGGACCGGGAAUGAUCUGGCCCGGGUCCUGGGAUGGGGGUCAGCCUGUGACGACGACACGCAGCUUCCUCAGAUACUGGAGAAACUGGAGAGAGCCAGCACCAAGAUGUUAGACAGAUGGAGUAUUAUGGUCUAUGAGACAAAGUUUCCACGGCAACACUCUGCGUCCACGGUCACAGAGGACUGCAGUGACGACUCAGAGGUUCAGCAGAUUCUGACCUACGAGGACUCGGUGGCUGCUCACCUGUCCAAGAUCCUUACCUCAGACCAGCACUCUGUCGUCAUCUCCUCAGCUAAGGUCCUGUGUGAAACGGUGAAGGACUUUGUGGCUCGUGUUGGUAAAGCUUACGAGAAGAACACAGAGAGUUCAGAGGAGUCGGAGGCCAUGGCCAAGAAGUGCGGGGUGCUGAAGGAGAAACUGGACUCUCUGCUGAAGACUCUGAAUGAGGAGUCUCAGGCCUCCACCUCACUGCCCCCGGCUCCGCCCCCCACCAUCGCUGAGGAGCAGGAAGAGACCGAGGGAGUCGUACUGCCUUCUUCAUCAUCAUCAUCAUCAACAUCAACAUCAACAUCAUCAUCAUCCUCCUCUGCAGCUGUGGCUAUUUUUAAACCCCGAGAGCAGCUGAUGCUGAGAGCCAACAGUCUGAAGAAAGCCAUCAGGCAGAUCAUCGAGCACACUGAGAAAGCCGUGGACGAACAGAACGCUCAGACUCAGCAGCAGCUCUUCUCUCUCAGUCGUGCUGGGGAAGACGAGGGUCUGGUGGAGGAGGAAGAGGAGGAGGAGGUGGAGGAGGACAAGAUGUCUCUGCAGUCGUCCUACAGUGCCAAACACCGCAACACACGCAGAGUCAGCAAGACGCCUUGUGAGAAGUUGAUCAGUAAAGGCAGCCUGUCAUUGGGCAGCUCGGCAUCACUUCCUGUCCAGACAGGAAGUAGAGAGAACAUGCCCAUGCUCAACACAAAGAUCCUGUAUCCAGGUCUCAGAGGGAUCUCAGGUUCUCUGUCCAGCAGCUCUGUGAUCAGUCGACUGCUGGUCAACGCCGACCCGUUUAGCUGUGACCCCGACAACAUGGACUGCUACACUGAGAAGUGUGUCAUGAACAACUACUUUGGAAUAGGACUGGACGCUAAAAUCUCUCUGGACUUCAAUAACAAGAGAGACGAACAUCCAGAGAAGUGCAGGAGUCGGACGAAGAACAUGAUGUGGUACGGAGUUCUGGGAACCAAAGAGCUGCUGCACAGAACCUACAAGAACCUGGAACAGAAGGUUCUACUAGAGUGUGAUGGGCGUCCCAUCCCCCUCCCCAGCCUGCAGGGCAUUGCUGUAUUGAACAUCCCGAGUUAUGCAGGAGGAACCAACUUCUGGGGAGGAACCAAAGAGGAUGAUACGUUUACAGCUCCGUCCUUCGAUGAUAAGAUCCUGGAGGUGGUAGCGGUGUUCGGCAGCAUGCAGAUGGCCGUGUCCAGAGUCAUCAACCUGCAGCACCAUCGCAUCGCACAGUGUCGAACUGUGAAGAUCACCAUCCUGGGUGAUGAAGGUGUCCCAGUGCAGGUGGACGGGGAGGCGUGGGUCCAACCUCCAGGUUACAUCAACAUCAUCCACAAGAACAGAACCCAGACACUGACCAGGGACAGGGCGUUCGAGAGCACCCUUAAGUCGUGGGAGGACAAACAGAAGUGUGAGUUUCUUCGGGCCCCACCCCCUCAGCCCCCUCAGCCCCCCCUCUCCUCCCAGCCAGAGAUCGUCUCUGAAGAUGAGGCAUCACUCGUCAGUGAGUUCGGUCAGGCGGCAGGAGCUCUGAUUCACAGUAUCCGUGAGGUUGCUCAGUCUCAUCACAGCCUGGAACAGGAACUGGCUCACGCUGUCAACGCUAGCUCGAAGGCCAUGGACGUGGUCUACGCCAACUCUAAGAGCUCCGGGGCCCUGAGCUGCAGCGUGGUCCUUCAGAUGGUCAGUAAUGUCAAAGCUUUACUCAGUGAGACUGAACUGCUGCUUGCUGGAAAGAUGUCCAUGCAGCUGGAUCCUCCUCAGCAGGAACAGUUGAAUGCAGCUCUGAACUCGGUGGCUCACCAGCUCCGUCGCCUGGCUGAUGUCCCCUGGUUGUGUCCCGUCAUUGACCCGUCAGACCACGAGGGUCCUCUCACAGAUUUCUCAAAACGCAGUCGGAGUGCAAAGUUUCGUCUGGUCCCGAAAUUCAAAAAAGACAAAAAUAACAAGAACAAAGAGACCUGCGCUACCCUGUCUCUGCCAGUUCAUCAGUGGGGGACGGAGGAGGUGGGGGCGUGGCUGGACUUUCUUUGUCUCACUGAAUAUAAGGACAUCUUUAUUGGACACGACGUACGCGGAGCCGAGCUCAUCCACCUGGAGAGAAGGGACCUGAAGGAUCUCGGGGUGACGAAGGUCGGUCACAUGAAGAGGAUUCUUCAGGGAAUAAGAGAGCUCAACAGGAACAGCAGCGCCAGCGAGGCGUGACAGCCGUCAGCGACGGCUGUCUGCUCUCCUCCUACCUCUGCUGCCAUCGACCACCUCGACCUCCUGACCUGACCUCUGACCUCUGACCCUGUGACAUCACAUCUGAAGCUCACUGUGAUUGGACCAGGACUCAUUCUGAGAACCAAUCAGAUGAUCCAUAAAGUGCCUUGAUGUCCUACCCUCUGACGAAUCAGGAUCCAGCACGUAGAGGUCUGGUGGGUGUGACCGUUGACGGAUUGAUGGAGAAGUUUUGUUUAUCUUAACGACUUUGAGAAAAUUCUUUAACAAAGUUUUUCAAGGAUUUAACACACAGAACAGAUCAGUGUUCUGACGUCCAGGACCCAGACUCCAGCACUGUCUCUGCUUACUGAGUCUGAGCCGGAUCUGGCCCGUCCACGGCUCAGUGGCCAGAGUUGUACCUGUGAUCUACCUGCCGCCUCUGACCAAUCAGAAGCUCCCCUGGUCCGGGACACAUUGAACCAGGACACAGCAGAACCCUUUACUUUUUAUUUUUAGAAGAUAACAGGAACACACUGUGAGGGGACGGACACUGUGAGAGGUUGGACACUGUGAGGGGACGGACACUCUGAGUGUCCUUCAGAGGAACAUUUGUACUUAAAUACAUAUUUAUUUCUUCAGUGGUCUUUAAACUUCCUAAACUCAUCAUUGAUCUGAUAAAGACCUCAGUCGGAUCAGUCGAUGAAGACGAGCCAUGUUUCCUGUUUGAUGCCAUUUCCUGUCUGUCCAACAAAAACAGGAAACAGUUUAAUCCAAUGUGGAGUCUUCGACGUCUUUAAGGGACCAAACACUUUGUGAUGGACAAGACGUGUUUGUGUUCAGAUCAGACGAAGCCUUAAACACUUUCAGCCUUUCAUCAAAUAAAAUUCACUCCUUCAUAUCAGA
Messenger RNA from Epinephelus fuscoguttatus (brown-marbled grouper), 4600 nucleotides. RefSeq names its product diacylglycerol kinase delta-like. Gene Ontology annotation, biological process: lipid phosphorylation; diacylglycerol metabolic process; intracellular signal transduction. The record is from RefSeq and is a predicted model, not a curated record. Gene Ontology annotation, molecular function: protein homodimerization activity; protein heterodimerization activity; ATP-dependent diacylglycerol kinase activity. Lineage: Eukaryota; Metazoa; Chordata; Actinopteri; Perciformes; Serranidae.